Molecule: messenger RNA, 587 nt
Organism: Scutellospora calospora
Lineage: Eukaryota; Fungi; Glomeromycota; Glomeromycetes; Diversisporales; Gigasporaceae
Source: the annotation of a GenBank genome assembly
GUGAACAGCUCGGGAAUAUGAUAAUGACUUCGGGAAAGAUUAUCACUCCCUCGAAUUUACCGCAAAUAAUCAGUUUGUCUGUUGUAAAUUCUUCAAGGUUUAUAAUUCUUGGAACUAAACCAGAAAUUCUUGAAUGGCUUAGCACGUAUUCAAAUAUUAAACUUGAAGUAACCCUGUUUGACGACGUGACAGAGGCGCCACAUGUUCAUGUCCCUGACGUAAUUAUUGAUCUCUUACCCACAUUUAAUGAAUUUGGUUACGCCAAACACAAAUCUCUUCUUGAUUAUAUUAUUCCAACUUAUCAUCCUAAUCCUGCCGAAGAACCUGUACGACUUGAGUUCCGUCCCGCAAAUUCUAAAAUUGAUGAAAAUAUUGAUCCAUAUUUCCGUAUUACUGUUAAAAGAGGUUCAACUUUUGCUGAAAUCUUCAAUGAAAUUAAGGAUAAAUGGGAUUCAAUCGUUUAUCCUAAUGUUUGGGAUAAUUUGAAACACCUUGCUACGUUAUCUCGUCAAUAUAUAGAAAAUGAAGAAGAAGAUUAUUCUACUCCUCAUACUCAACUUAGCAGUGUGGUUGUCGAUCAGAAAUAA